AUGAAGACGGAGUUCAAGUUCUCCAAUCUGCUAGGGACUGUGUAUAGCCAGGGCAACCUGCUGUUCAGUCCUGAUGGAACGCUUCUCUUCUCCCCCGUUGGAAAUCGAGUAACUGUUUUCGAUUUGGUCAACAAUAAAUCACAUACUCUGCCAUUUGCGCAUCGGAAAAACAUUGCGCGCCUGGGCCUCACACCGCGGGGUAACCUCCUGCUCUCGAUCGACCAAGAUGGACGAGGCAUCUUGACACACGUUCAACGAAAAAUCAUCCUGUACCACUUUACCUUCAAGUCUGCGGUAUCUUCGUUGGCAUUUUCGCCCUCUGGACGAUAUUUCGCCGUAGGACUCGAAAGGCAUGUCGAAGUAUGGCAUACACCGUCAACACCCGACCAGAAUGCGGACGGGGAGCUGGACUUUGCGCCGUUCGUGCUGCAUAGGAGGUAUGCAGGUCACUCAGAUGUUGUCCGAGCUAUCGAGUGGUCUGGCGAUUCGCGCUUCUUUCUCAGCUCCUCCAAGGACUUGACAGCUAGGAUUUGGAGUUUGGAAGCGGAGGAUGUGUCUGCCAAGACAGUAUUGGGUGGACACAGGGAAGGGGUAGCAGGAGCAUAUUUUUCCAAGGACCAGGAAACAAUAUACACGAUCAGCAAAGACGGAGCUGUAUUUGAGCGGAAGUACCUACCGAGCCCCCACGCGCCGGAGCCAGAUUCGGAAGACGAGGAUGUGGACACCGAUUUGCAUGCAAGGUGGCGGAUAACCAAGAAGCAUUUCUUCCUGCAACAUAACGCGAAAGUGACCUGCGUGGUAUUUCACCCCGAGAGAAAUCUUCUGGUGGCCGGAUUCUCCAACGGAAUAUUCGGUCUCUAUGAAAUGCCGGAAUUUAAUAUGAUACACAGUCUCAGCAUCUCACAGAACGAUAUUGAUUUUGUCACGAUAAACAAGUCGGGCGAGUGGCUGGCAUUUGGUGCUUCGAAACUGGGCCAAUUGCUUGUCUGGGAAUGGGAAUCGGAGAACCAGAUAUUGAAGCAACAGGGACACUUCGAUUCGAUGAAUGCCUUGGUAUACUCGCCAGACGGGCAGCGAAUUGUGACGGCUGCAGACGAUGGAAAGAUCAAAAUCUGGGAUGUCAAUUCCGGGUUCUCGAUAGCAACUUUCACAGAACAUACCAGUGGCGUGACUGGUUGUGAGUUUGCGAAACGGGGAAAUGUUCUAUUUACAGCAAGUCUGGAUGGAUCGGUCAGGGCAUGGGAUCUGGUACGCUACAGGUGUUUCAAAACCUUUACGGCGCCGACCCGACUGUCCUUCUCCUGCCUUGCCGUUGAUCCCAGCGGUGAAGUGGUGUGCGCAGGAUCCCUGGACUCUUUCGAUAUCCAUAUUUGGAGUGUCCAAACCGGACAGCUAUUGGAUCGAUUAUCCGGCCACGAGGGUCCGGUCUCAACCUUGGCUUUUGCACCCAAUGGUGGCAAUGUUGUCAGUGGAAGCUGGGACCAUACCGUUAGAAUAUGGUCAAUUUUCGACCGAACACAAACCAGCGAGCAUUUACAGCUCCAAGCUGAUGUACUCGACGUAGCGUUCCGACCGGAUUCCCUGGAACUCGCAGUAUCGACGCUAGAUGGUCAACUUACAUUCUGGAACGUUGCCGAAGCGCAACAAAAAUCCGGAGUUGACGGCAGGAGAGAUAUCUCGGGAGGCCGCAAACUCACCGACCGCCGCACGGCAGCCAAUGCAGCCGGCACCAAGAGUUUCAGCAGCAUCAAAUAUAGCGCCGACGGGCAAUGUGUUCUAGCCGGCGGUAACAGCAAAUACAUCUGUCUGUACUCUGUUGCCUCGCUCGUACUCCUGAAGAAGUUCACCGUCAGCAUUAACCUCUCCCUAUCCGGUACCCAAGAAUUCCUCAAUAGCAAGCUCAUGACCGAGGCCGGGCCCCUCGGCCUCAUAGAUGAGCAAGGCGAAGCAUCCGACCUCGAAGACCGCAUCGAUAGGACACUCCCUGGAUCAACACGAGGCGGCGACCCAUCAGUGCGAAAGCGUAUGCCUGAAGUUCGCGUCACGGACGUGGACUUCUCACCUACAGGCCGAUCGUUCUGCGCAGCCUCUACGGAAGGCCUGCUCAUCUACAGUCUUGACACAGCGCCGCUGUUCGACCCAAUCGAUCUCGAUAUCGAAGUUACUCCAGCCGCAACCCUCAGCGUCCUCGAAGGCGAGAAAGAUUACCUAAAGGCACUGGUCAUGGCAUUCCGUCUCAACGAGCAGUUCCUCCUCCGCAAAGUCUUCCAGAGAAUCCCCUACGAGGAUAUCUCCCUCGUUGCCAAAGAGAUCCCCGUCGUCUACCUCCAGCGCUUGCUGCGACUCGUAGCCAAGCAAUCCGAAGAGACCAUACACACGCAGAUCUGCAAAGUGUGGGUCGAGGCCAUCGUCGACGCACACGGGCGGUGGAUCAAGGACAAUCGGGUGAUGCUGGAUGCGGAGUUGAGGGUGAUUGAUCGCAGUCUGAGAAAGUUCCAGCAGGAGGCUUUCAAGGCUUUCGAGGAGAGUCGGUACACGGUGGAGUUUCAUCUGUCUCAGAAGCCCGUUGAGGGAGAGGAGGCUCAGAUGCGGAUUAUGGACGGAGACGCUGAGAUGGUGAAUGCGGAGGAGGAUGUAGAAUGGAUUGGAUUAGAUUAG
Drepanopeziza brunnea f. sp. 'multigermtubi' MB_m1 is the source of this 2658-nucleotide messenger RNA. RefSeq lists its product as uncharacterized. Gene Ontology annotation, biological process: ribosomal small subunit assembly; maturation of SSU-rRNA from tricistronic rRNA transcript (SSU-rRNA, 5.8S rRNA, LSU-rRNA). The record is from RefSeq and is a predicted model, not a curated record. Gene Ontology annotation, cellular component: small-subunit processome; Pwp2p-containing subcomplex of 90S preribosome. Gene Ontology annotation, molecular function: protein binding. Lineage: Eukaryota; Fungi; Ascomycota; Leotiomycetes; Helotiales; Drepanopezizaceae.